Pomacea canaliculata is the source of this 1959-nucleotide messenger RNA. Its product is annotated as small glutamine-rich tetratricopeptide repeat-containing protein alpha-like. The record is from RefSeq and is a predicted model, not a curated record. The coding region runs from base 138 to 1091 and encodes 317 amino acids. NCBI's taxonomy places the organism in Eukaryota, Metazoa, Mollusca, Gastropoda, Architaenioglossa, Ampullariidae. The transcript has 12 exons. Gene Ontology annotation, biological process: post-translational protein targeting to endoplasmic reticulum membrane. Gene Ontology annotation, molecular function: protein binding; molecular adaptor activity. Gene Ontology annotation, cellular component: membrane; TRC complex.
AAAGAUUGUACGACAUUCCACCCACCGAUCCCCUUUAAGACUACUUUAUGAUAGAACUCAAGCUGUGCACUCAAAGUCCAGUCCAUUUAAAUAAAAUUUCAGUUCCAAUACUCACCUAAUUCCAGUCUGAGUGAAAUAUGGCAGACGUCAAAAGACUAGUAUUUUCUAUCUUGACAUUUCUCGAAGACCAGAAGAAAACUGGACGCUUGGAUGACGAGCAGGUUGAAAGUUUGGAAGUGGCCAUCCAGUGCCUGGAGACAGUGUAUGGUCUGAGUGCUUCUAACCAAACACAGCUUGCUCAGUAUCAUGUACCACGCAACCUCCUGGACAUUUUUAACUCCCAGCUAAAUGAUGCACAGACAGACUCAGAUCUGUCCUCUCUGUCAUUGCAUGAACCAUCUGCGGAAGAAAGAGAGGAAGCAGAAAAACUUAAAAACAAAGGAAAUGACUUUAUGAAAGCUGAAAAGUUUUCUGAUGCCCUUGAGAGUUACACAAAAGCAAUCAGGCUGGAUGGUAAAAAUGCUGUAUAUUACUGCAACAGGGCAGCAGCAUACAGCAAGCUGAAUAAGCACCAGCAAGCUAUCGAGGAUUGCAACCGUGCUCUUAGCAUUGACCCCAGCUACAGCAAAGCCUACGGCAGGAUGGGAAUUGCCUUCACUGCUUUAACUGACCAUGAGUCAGCUCGGGAGUGCUAUCGCAAGGCGCUGGAGUUAGAUCCUCAUAAUCAAAGUUACCAAAACAAUUUGGAGAUUGCUGAACAAAAGCUGAGGGAAGCAGCAGCCGGGGCAGGCUUUGCUGCAGGCCCUGCUGGUCUAAUGGGGGGAUUUGACCUUGGUGCAGUACUUCGCAAUCCUCAUCUUAUGAACAUGGCUACAAAUCUGAUGUCAAACCCGCAGAUGCAGCAGAUGUUAUCAAGUAUUAUGUCAACUCAACGAUCAGGCCAGACUGGCCUUUCAGAUCUGCUACAAGCGGGACAACAGCUAGCUUCACAGAUCCAGCAGGAGAAUCCUGAACUUGUUGAACAGCUUCGCCACCAGCUUCAGCGUCCACCUUCUGAGGGUGGAGAAGGCCCAACACCAGACCCUCAAUGAUCCCAUGACAUUCAGAACAUUCCUGUCACCAGAUGUGGAAGUCAGUCACCUGCCAUGCACAUUGAUCUUCGUCACAGAGACCACCAUUUAAUCAUACUUUAAGUGAUAGGCCUGCCUUUGGUGCAGGAGAGUCCCCCACUUGACCAUCCCAUCCUAUAACCCUGGUUCCCAGCAUGAUAUGUAGAGCAAGAAAGACCUGGUGCAGUAUUUAAUCUUCCUCAGCUAAUUUUUCACACUCACACCAAAGAUUGUAAAAACAGUGAUAGCUCAUAAUCUCUGAAUUUCUAGUUUAUGAAUAAUACAGUUUCACCAGUGGCAAUUGUGACAGCCUAUACAAGGGAAACCAGUGCAAUAAACUUGAGAUACAAAUAACAGGUACCCAUAUUUUUUAUCUAGGAAUCUAUUUUACCUUUCUUGUGUGUAGGAGCAUAACAAUUUUACAAUUACCCAGAAUGUUGAGUAUUUUAUCUUUUAUAGGAAAACAAAAAUAAAGUUUUAAGGAUCUAUUCAAGAAUAAAGUCAUACUGCACUGCUCACCGCCAUAUUGAGAAUUUCUUUCAGUGUCACAGUUUUUUGCACCCACAACGUGGUUACAAGGACUAAACUUCUGUGAGCAUCUUUGUGUUUUACAAUCUUUGAUCCCAGUCUCACAUUUCAACUUGCUUGGAGAUGACUGCAAAGAAUCGUACUGGUGUAUGUUCUACUGAGUACUUGCGUAACUCCUGUUCUUUAAAGCAUUUCAAAACAGCCCUGUACUGUUUACCUUAUACUUUGUUGCACGCUUUGUUGAAAGAUGCAUUUAUUACAACGCUCCAUUUGAGUUUGACUGAGAAAAAGGAAUGAAUGAAAUAAAAACCAUGUAGUUUUC